Messenger RNA from Nothobranchius furzeri (turquoise killifish), 6341 nucleotides. The record is from RefSeq and is a predicted model, not a curated record. Lineage: Eukaryota; Metazoa; Chordata; Actinopteri; Cyprinodontiformes; Nothobranchiidae.
GCACGCAAGUUAGCUGCUUCAGCUAAAGAGGUUGUCAUCAUUACACGUAGAUCUAACAUGACUCGUUUGUUUGCAGGUAUUUGCUGCAUGGUUUGAGCAUAACGAACAUAAUUCUGAUCGAUAAAUAGGAGUUUUGCUUCGUCGUUCUGUUGUAUUUUUUUUCGAGUGACUACUUUUAUUUGGAGAGAAAAUCUAUGCAGAGGUUGGUCAACAUGCCUAUUGUCUGUUUUUAGCUAGUCGAGUUAGCGAGUGUUAUUCAGAGCUGAGGAUGGACAGAGACACAUUAACUCUUUCUGGUCGUCCUGAUAACGGAAACCUUUAAUUCUGUGUUACUGGUAACGGGUUGAAGUUUAGGACAGGGACGAUAGUUGUUAAUUGUUAUCUAGUCCUUAACUAGCAGGUCAUCAAUUCUCCAGAGGAGGAAGCGGUCGUUGACCAUAUCGGUGGUCACCGCCGCUGUCACCACUCCUACAUCCCAGCACAAACAUAACGUGUCAGUUGUUUUUAGUGAAAAUGCUAUGCCUUUGAUUUUUUCUUUAACGCAUUUUAUGCUUGGGCGGAUUUUGGGUAGUUUGCCAACUUGAAACAGAAUUAAUGUGUCUAUUCAAAGAAGCAAAACACUGAUUUUUCUAGCUAAUGCUACUGAGUUAGCAGGGUUUCUCUGUGUCACGGAGGGUUUCUAAAAAGCAUUUGAAGCAUAGAAUACACUUCUAUUUAAGAUCUUUAUUUAACGAGCCUGUUACUGAUCUUCACAUUCUGCUGAGGUAUCCUUGAGCAGGGCAAUAGGUGUCCUUUUAGUUGGAGUCACUGAAAGAUAAAUGUUACAAAAAAUUGUUAUCCUGGGAGAAAGCUUAACACACAUCUCUAUCUAUCUAUCUAUCUAUCUAUCUAUCUAUCUAUCUAUCUAUCUAUCUAUCUAUCUAUCUAUCUAUCUAUCUAUCAUCUGUCUAUCUAUCUAUCUAUCUAUCUAUCUAUCUAUCUAUCUAUCUAUCUAUCUAUCUAUCUAUCUAUCAAUCAUACAUAAUAAGCAUUAAAUAUAUGCUAGGAACCAUUACUGUGCUAGAGUUUGUAAACCUUAUUAUUUACAAUUGAGAUGAGACUGAUGCAAAUAUUAAUAUAAAAAUGUGUUUGCUAGAAAGUCUGAUCUUACAUUUUUGAAGGAGUAAGAAAACUGAAAAUCAGGACCAGUGAAUAAAAGUUGGUACCCAAAUAUCCUCCAAGAGGAACUCCAAACCAUUCAAGAACAAUUUUCCAGUAUGAGGAACACUAGGGGUGUUAUUCACUACUUUGAUCAUGAUACAAUGCUAUAUUGAUACAGUGGGUUAUGGUUCAAUGUUUGCCGAUAUCUCAGAUUCAGUUGCAAUACUGUUUUGAUUUGAUUCGAUUUAGGAUCCACCAAUUUAUUUGAAAUGCUAUUGCAAGUGACUGAACACAGUCAUUGCCUUGAUUUUUUUAAAUCUUGAAAUGAGAGACAAAUUCUUCACUGGCUGCUCUCUUACUUCUCACCAUGAUGCCACUAGUUUCUUCAUUUAUUAAGUGUAACUUCAAAAUAAAAUAAUUUUUAAAAUUAAAGUGUGUUUGAUAAGUAGUUAUUCUAUCGAUUUUUGCAUUUAUAUCGAUGUAUCAAUAUAGAUCAAUGUAUUGUUGCCAUCCUAGGGAGCACCAUAAGGUUAGAGUAGUAACGAAGUGACUGGAGGAACGAAGCAUGGAAAUUCUGGGGGCCAUCUCCAGGUUUCCAGCCCUCGAGAGGCAGGUGGUCAAGUAAAACAUUCUAAUUGAUUGUGAGCAUGUCAUUGUGAAAUGCAGAAGAAUCUGCUUAAAUCUAACUUAAUGGUCAAUACAAGUUUUUGAAACGUGUGUGUGUGUGUGUGUGUGUGUGUGUGUGUGUGUGUGUGUGUGUGUGUGUGUGUGUGUGUGUGUGUGUGUGUGUGUGUGUGUGUGUGUGUGUGUGUGUGUGUGUCUGCUCUGUCUUCUCCAAUCCCCAGUGAGUCGUGGAGGAUGGCUGCUUAUACUGAGCCAGGAUUCUCUGGAGGUUUCUUCCUGUUAAAAGGGAGUUUUCCUCUCCACUGUCGCUUUAUGCUUGCUUAGUAUGAGGAUUGCUGUAAAGUCACUGACACUAGUCAGUGACUUGAUGCAAUUUGCUGGGUUCCUUGUAUAGGAAACAUUAUUUCUGAUUGGCUUAAUGAACUGACCUGAAUUGGAAAUUCUGUUUAUGUGAAAUGCCUUGAGACUACUCUUGUCGUGAUUUGGCGCUAUAUAAAUAAACUUGAAUUGAAUUGAAACCUGAAAUGUUUUCUGGUUAUACAUCAGUAUACCACAGAACUAUUGACAAAAUACUAUAAAAGAUUGAAGCAGACUACUUUGUGAAAUCCAGUACUUGUCAUUCUCUUUACUUUUAGCCACAGCUGUAGAGUUGUUAAUUGCCAGUGGUUGGUAAAGUGGGAUCUUGUUGAGCUCACUUCAGCAAUGUCCCCCAUGUAGAACAGACAUAGACUCUUAUCUAGUCAUCCAUAAAGACCAAGUUUACUGAGAAACCUUUUUUUUUUUUGGUUGAUAUUUUUUAAAUCUGACUGGUCAGUCUGAGUUUAACAUGCAGGCUGAAUUAGGGCUGGGCAAUAAAUUGAAAAUUUAUUGUGAUAGACAUUUCUGACUAAUCGAUUUGUGAUAAUAAAUGUGUUAAUAAAAAAUGAAAACGUGUGUAGGGCGGCUGCGUUCAUGUCCCUUUAAGAAGCUGUACCACCUCCAGUCAUGUAAAAAUGUGACUCAAUACAUGUGACAGCCCCAUCUAGUGGACAACUUUUGUUUCUGCGCACACCCGUAGUUACCGUCAAUUUAUUGUUAUUGAGGUGAAAUCCUCAAUAUAUUGUGAUAUUUAUUUUAGGCCACAUCGCCCAGCCCUAGACUGAAUGUAAAAUAGUCUUCUACACCUAUUUCCUGCAUUAGCUGCUGAUAGAAAAGCCAGACAAUUGCACGUCACAUUGAAAAUUAGCAUUCAUUGAGCUCCCCCAUCUUGGCUCAUGGUAGGGGAAGGCUGUUGUUGAUUAGGUGUCCAGGAGAGAGCAGAGCAUGUCUCAGCUAGUUGAAGGUAACUGUUAGCAUUAGCAACCCCACAACACAUCCGAACUCCUUUAGGCUUGUCUUAAUUUUUCCAAGAUAAGUUGGCUGGAAUUGACGCAAUGAACUCCAAGCUGUGAGGCUUUAGAAGACCCCAAGAUUCCACAUUUAAAGAUGGCUGCGCCCAGUGCUACCAGGAAGUAGUUAUCGUCUUUAUUUUUUUCUCAUUUAUAUGUUCUGUUUUCUUUCUCUUCAACAUUGCCUCCAAAAUUGACCGGUGUUUAUGGUUUUUACUUUUCCUAGCAUUUAUAGUUUCACAUUUUAUUUGUAAUGUUUUUCUGGUUGUAUGUGGCAAAGGGUGUGUGUGUCACUAUUAUUUAGAUGAGGAGAAUACUUGAUUAUAUAAUUCUUUUGGUUUAGUACUCAACAACACUGGUGGCUUCCGUUUGUUCCAAGUUGGAAGCUGGAAUGCAAAAUGAGCCCGUUAUGUCAUUUCCUGCUCAGAAAUUCCGAGCUCCGAGGACAACUGGGACGCACGAUUAGCAAAGGAAACUGGGUCACUGCUGGUCAUGUUGUUGUUAGCCAAUCAGAGAUUGAGCAUUUGAAAGAUGGGCUCUGAGAACCCAGAUGACUUUGAACCAGCUGUGGUUCUUGUUGAUGAAGAUCAGCAAGAAAUAGGAGGCCUAAUCAAUUCUGAUGGUGAAGAAGUAGAUUUCUUCGAUCCCAGUGGGAAUGCCGUCUCUGGUGUCAUUCCUGCUGAAGCUCCCUCAAAGACAUGUAAUGAAAUUGAGAACGAAAAAACGCCAGCUCUUCACAGCUGCUCCGUGUGUGGCAAAGACUUCCCUUACGCCUCUAAACUUCAGCGUCAUCUCCGAACUCAUUCAGGAGAGAGACCUUUUCCCUGCUCUGUGUGCGAAAAGAGAUUUCCAGAAAAGGGGCUUCUCAUGAUUCACCAACGGAUUCACACGGGGGAAAAGCCAUUUGCGUGCACUUUCUGUGAGAAGAGGUUUGCCAGUCAAGGGGAGCUGCGGCUACACCGGCGGACACACACUGGUGAGAGGCCCUAUCACUGCUCCAUCUGUCUUAAGAGCUUUUCUCGGCACUGGCACCUGAAAACGCACCUAGAGGCCAUGCACUCCGAGAUUGUUGCGGGCUUCACGAGGAAGAAGUUUCCAUGCUCGGAUUGUGAUAAGAGCUGCAACUCCGCGGCCGAGCUGAGGGAUCAUCAGAGGACUCACACUGGCGAGAGGCCCUUCCAGUGUUCAUUCUGUGACAAACGCUUUGCCUUGUCAGGAACACUUGUGAGACACGAGCGUCUCCAUACCGGCAUCACACCUUACCACUGCGCCGACUGUGGCAAGACAUUUGCACAGCAGUGGACGUUGACCACACACAUGCGAACUCACAGGGGGGAGAAACCGUACAGCUGCACGCAGUGUGACAAGUCUUUUGUUGCUCCAGGGGAGCUUCGGAGGCACACCAGGAUACACACCGGAGAGAAGCCGUACACCUGCACCGACUGUGGAAGGCACUUUUCAUUAGCAGGAACUCUAAGAAAUCACAAGCGUUCGUGCACGCAGAGCAAGGACGAAGUUGUUACUAGUGCUGUCUUAGACGAAGCUCAAGCUUCAGGCGAUGAGUUGUCCCAGCAAAAACCGGACAGCAACUUCGGCUGCAAGGUGGCUGACAGUCAGACCCUGCCUACUGAAGCUGAGCUCCCAUCCUCACACAGUCUGAACAGUGUCAACGCCGUUCAGAGAGACCCAGUCCCCCGUUUGGAGGACGUUGCUUCCACACCCCAUGUGAACUUAGUGGUAAAAGAGGAGGAAGACGAGGACCUUUUGUGUGAAGACGAAAGUCCAGACCAAACAUCUGCAGAUGAAGACUGUUCCUCUCAGGAGGAAACUGAAGAGCAGGACCAGGAAAGCAGCGCAGACAUUCAUAUUACUGUAAAGGAAGAGGAGGAGGAAUCUGUAAAUGUGUCAGGAGAAGAUCCCGAUUCUUUUUCAGGGAGCGAGAAAGACACUCGAGUGUCACCAGUACUGAAGCAGCGUAGCAAAAAGAGUACGUACUGCUGCGGGCUCUGUGGAAGAGACUGCCACAAGAUGUCAGCCCUUCAGAUCCACAUGCGAAUCCACUCGGGCGAGAAACCCUUCCAGUGCACGCUGUGUGGGAAACAGUUCACGCAGAAAGGUCAGCUCAAAGGUCAUUACAAAGUCCACACAGGUGAAAAGCCGUUCUCCUGCCCGGAGUGCGGCAAGAGCUUCGCCCACUCGGGUGCCAUGAACAGACACAGGCUCACACACACGGGGGAGAGGCCUUAUCAGUGCUCCGUGUGCGACCGGAGCUUCAACCAGUCCGGCCGCCUGAGGGAGCAUGAGAAAAUUCAUUUAGGGGAGAAGUUCAGCUGUCCUGAGUGCAACAAAAGCUUCACGCGUUCCUCAAGCCUCAAGAAUCAUUUCAGACUUCACACUGGUGAGAGGCCGUAUGGCUGCGACAUCUGCGGCAGGGGAUUCAGUCGCUCGCAGAGCCUGAGGCUCCACAGACGAAAGCACAAACAGCCCCAGGCUUCGGUCCCGGUGAAGAAUGACGACUUCUCCCUGAGCGACGACGACUCUCCUAUUAAUAUGUGCAUUACAGACAAAAAUAAUAGCGAGUAGUGAUACUGUCAGGUAAAACAGAAACUUCUAUGAACAGAUUGUUAAACUUGUAUUUGGAGCUUUACUUGAAAAGUAUUAAAACAUCCUGAAAUCUUCAGUCAAAUAGCGCCAGGUAACAUCCUGCAACUAACCGUGAAGUACUUGAUUAUAUAAAUAAUCACAGCCUAUAAUCUCUUAUUAACUAUAAGGGCUGUGAGGUAAUACGUGCUCUAAUCAGCCAUUCCCAUGUUAGGUACAUGUGACUAUUGCACUCGAAUUUAGAGUAUUGCUGUACGGAAAAAGGUCUGUGAUUUCACUUUGUCAAUGCAGUAUUUGUUAUUAAAUUGUGUAUGUGGGCCCGAUAAAUAAUAUUGUAACCAGAAACUUAAUAAAUCUGUCUUAAAAUUGAUGAGUCAGCAGCAUCAUUUGGGCUGCUGGAAUAAUAAAAGCAUGUUUCAUUCGGCCUGAAUGGGUUUAGCAGCUUAACAAGGAGGAGGUGCAGGAAUCGUCAUGUGAGAAAAUUAAGAGUGUCUGUGUCAAAUACUACAGUUACGCCUAGAAAUCAUUUAAAACCAUGUGGAUGGAAAACAUUGUUCAGUGUGCCACUGUACCUGUGUGUGUUCUGAAUAAUAAAAGUAUUUAACAGUG